Molecule: messenger RNA, 7914 nt
Organism: Chanos chanos (milkfish)
Lineage: Eukaryota; Metazoa; Chordata; Actinopteri; Gonorynchiformes; Chanidae
Gene: mtor
Product: mechanistic target of rapamycin kinase
Exons: 57
Coding region: 40-7683 (2547 amino acids)
Biological process (GO): negative regulation of macroautophagy; TORC1 signaling
Cellular component (GO): TORC2 complex; nucleus; cytoplasm
Molecular function (GO): protein-containing complex binding; protein serine/threonine kinase activity; protein binding
Source: RefSeq, a predicted model, not a curated record
GUGAGCACGUUUAGGAACGAUUAUAACCGGCGUGUAAGCAUGGAUUUGCUGUAUGAAUACGUGAGCGUCAAACACGUUAGGCCGCAUGUUUUGUCUUUAGGAACUGCAGCAGGUAGCGGCCAGGUCAGUGCCACCAUGUCCGGCACAGCCACCGUGUUGCAGCAGUUCGUGAGCGGCCUGAAGAGCCGUAACGAGGACACCCGGGCCAAAGCGGCCAAGGACCUCCAGCACUAUGUUACUACAGAGCUCAGAGAGCUGAGCCAAGAUGAGGCGACAACCUUCUAUGAUGAGCUGAACCACCACAUAUUUGAGAUGGUCUCCAGCUCAGAUGUGAAUGAGAAAAAAGGAGGCAUUCUUGCCAUUGUGAGCUUGAUCGGAGUAGAAGGAGGCAAUGCCACUCGCAUCAGCAGAUUUGCCAACUACCUUCGCAACCUGCUACCCUCAAGUGAUCCUGUUGUCAUGGAGAUGGCCUCCAAAGCCAUGGGUCAUCUCUCUAUGGCAGGGGACACCUUCACAGCAGAGUAUGUGGAGUUUGAGGUGAAACGAGCCCUGGAGUGGCUGGGAGCCGACAGGAACGAGGGGAGACGGCACGCAGCGGUGCUGGUUUUGCGGGAGUUGGCCGUCAGCGCGCCAACCUUUUUCUUCCAGCAGGUGCAGCCUUUCUUCGACAACAUCUUCUAUGCGGUGUGGGAUUCCAAGCAGGCCAUCCGAGAGGGCGCGGUGUCUGCUGUCAGGGCCUGUCUGAUCCUCACCACUCAGAGAGAGACCAAAGAGAUGCAGAAGCCUCAGUGGUACAAGCAAACGUUUGAGGAGGCGGAGAAGGGCUUUGACGAGGCGCUGUCUAAAGAGAAGGGCAUGAAUAAGGAUGACCGAGUUCAUGGUGCUCUGCUCAUUCUUAAUGAACUGGUGCGGAUCAGUAGCAUGGAGGGAGAGCGUAUGCGUGAGGAGAUGGAGGAGAUUACACAGCAGCAGCUGGUCCAUGAUAAAUACUGUAAGGAACUGAUGGGCUUUGGCACCAAGCCACGUCACAUCACACCCUUCACCAGUUUCCAGUCCGUGCAGCCGCCCCAGUCCAACGCCCUGUUAGGACUGCUGGGAUACAGCACGCCUCAGGGCUUCUUCAGCUUCGGAGCCACGCCCGUCCCCUCCAAAAGCACGCUGGUGGAGAGCCGUUACUGCAGAGAGCUGAUGGAGGAGCGCUUUGACCAGGUGUGUCGCUGGGUGCUGAAGUACAGGACCAGUAAGAAUCCUUUGAUCCAAAUGACCAUUCUCAACCUGCUGCCACGCCUGGCUGCCUUCCAGCCUCAUACCUUCACAGACCAGUAUCUGUCAGACACCAUGAACCAUCUGCUGGGCUGUCUGAAGAAGGAGAAGGAGCGGACAGCGGCGUUCCAGGCCCUGGGCCUGCUUGUGGUGGCCGUGCGGGCGGAGAUCCAGCCCUACCUCACCAGGAUCCUGGAGAUCAUCAAAGCCGCUCUGCCGCCCAAAGACUUCGCUCACAAGAGGCAGAAGAGCAUGCAGGUGGAUGCCACAGUGUUUACAUGUAUCAGCAUGCUGUCCCGGGCCAUGGGCCCCAGCAUCCAACAGGAUGUCAAAGAGCUGCUGGAGCCCAUGCUGGCAGUGGGGCUCAGCCCUGCGCUGACGGCCGUGCUGUACGACCUGAGUCGUCAGAUUCCACAGCUGAAGAAGGACAUUCAGGAUGGGCUGCUGAAGAUGCUCUCCCUGGUCCUGAUGCACAAACCUUUACGCCACCCGGGGAUGCCCAAAGGCCUGGCCCACCAGCUGGCGUCACCCAGCCUCACCAACAUCCCCGAGGCCAGUGACGUUGGCAGCAUCACGCUGGCGCUCAGAACGCUGGGCAGCUUCGAGUUUGAGGGUCACUCCCUGACACAGUUUGUCAGGCACUGUGCGGAUCAUUUCUUGAAUAGCGAGCAUAAGGAGAUCCGUAUGGAGGCGGCAAGAACCUGCUCCCGUCUCCUCACCCCCUCCAUCCAGCUGAUCAGCGGCCAUGGGCAUGUGGUGAGCCAGACGGCCGUGCAGGUGGUGGCAGACGUCCUCAGCAAACUGCUGGUGGUGGGCAUCACCGACCCAGACCCUGAUAUCCGUUACUGUGUGCUGGCGUCCCUGGACGAGCGAUUUGAUGCUCACCUGGCCCAGGCGGAGAAUCUGCAGGCCCUGUUUGUGGCUCUGAACGACGAGGUGUUUGAGAUCAGAGAGUUGGCCAUCUGCACCAUCGGGCGCCUCAGCAGCAUGAACCCCGCCUUCGUCAUGCCCUUCCUCCGCAAAAUGCUCAUCCAGAUUCUGACUGAGCUGGAACACAGCGGCGUGGGCAGGAAUAAGGAGCAGAGUGCUCGGAUGCUGGGCCACCUGGUCUCCAACGCACCCAGACUCAUCCGGCCAUACAUGGAGCCCAUCCUAAAGGCGCUCAUACUGAAGCUGAAGGAUCCAGAUCCAAACCCAGGAGUGGUGAUCAGUGUCUUGGCCACGAUAGGGGAGCUGGCCCAGGUGAGUGGUCUGGAGAUGAGAAAAUGGAUGGAUGAACUUUUCCCCAUAAUCAUGGACAUGCUGCAGGACUCCUCCUCACUGGCCAAGAGACAGGUGGCGCUGUGGACUCUAGGCCAGCAGGUGGCAAGCACAGGCUACGUGGUGGAGCCCUAUAGGAAGUACCCGUCUCUGCUGGAGGUCCUGCUUAACUUCCUGAAGACGGAGCAGAACCAGGGCAUCAGGAGAGAGGCCAUCCGUGUGUUGGGGCUGCUGGGAGCCUUGGACCCGUACAAACACAAGGUCAACAUUGGCAUGAUCGACCAAUCACGCGAUGCCUCAGCUGUCAGCCUCUCUGAGUCCAAAUCUAGCCAGGAUUCUGCUGACUACAGCACCAGUGAGAUGUUGGUGAAUAUGGGUAACUUGCCCCUGGAUGAGUUUUACCCAGCGGUUGCCAUAGUGACACUGAUGCGUAUUCUGCGGGACCCUUCCCUGUCCAAUCACCACACCAUGGUGGUGCAGGCGGUCACCUUCAUCUUCAAAUCCCUGGGCCUCAAGUGUGUGCAGUUCCUCCCACAGGUCAUGCCCACCUUCCUCAACGUCAUACGCAUGUGUGACGCCAGCAUCAGAGAGUUUCUGUUCCAGCAAAUGGGGAUGGUGGUGUACUUCGUUAAGAUCCACAUCCGUCCGUACAUGGAUGACAUCUUCACCCUGAUUAGAGAGUACUGGACCCCUAACAACCCUAUGCAGAACACCAUCAUUCUGCUGAUCGAGCAGAUUGUAGGAGCCUUGGGCGGAGAGUUCAAACUUUACCUUCCUCAGCUCAUCCCACACAUGCUCCGUGUUUUCAUGCAUGACAACAGCACUGGACGCAGCGUCACCAUCAAGCUCCUCAAUGCCAUUCAGUUGUUUGGGGCCAAUCUGGACGACUACCUCCACCUGCUGCUGCCUCCCAUCGUCAAGCUGUUUGAUGCUCCAGACGUCCCCUUGCAGGCUCGCAAAGUUGCCUUGGAAACCUUAGACCGAUUAACAGAAUCUCUGGACUUCACGGACUACGCUUCCAGAAUCAUCCACCCCAUUGUGCGCACUCUGGAUGGAACGCCGGAGCUCCGCAGCACUGCCAUGGACACUUUGUCCUCUUUGGUUUUCCAGCUUGGCAAAAAGUACCAGAUUUUUAUCCCCAUGGUGAAUAAAGUUAUGCUGAAGCACCGGAUAAACCACCAACGCUACGAUGUUCUCAUCUGUCGAAUCGUCAAGGGGUACACUCUGGCCGAAGAGGAAGAGGAUCCCCUCAUUUUUCAGCAUCGUCAGUCGCGUGGUAACCAAGGUGAUGUGCUGGUGAGCGGACCGGUGGAAUCGGGCCCGAUGAAGAAGCUGCACGUCAGCACAACGGCGCUGCAGAAGGCGUGGGGAGCAGCCAGAAAGGUGUCAAAAGAUGAUUGGCUGGAGUGGUUGAGGAGGCUGAGUGUGGUCCUCCUAAAGGAGUCUUCGUCUCCUGCCUUACGCUCCUGCUGGUCCCUCGCCCAAACGUACAUUCCGUUAGCCAGAGACCUGUUCAACGCAGCAUUCCUGUCGUGCUGGUCGGAGCUGAGUGAAGACCAGCAGGAUGAGCUGAUCCGUAGUAUUGAGCUGGCUUUGACCUCACAGGACAUCGCAGAGGUCACCCAGACCCUGCUGAACCUGGCGGAGUUUAUGGAGCACAGUGACAAGGGUCCACUUCCUUUGAGAGAUGAUAAUGGUAUCGUUCUCUUGGGGGAGAGAGCAGCUAAAUGUCGUGCCUAUGCCAAAGCCCUGCACUACAAAGAGCUGGAGUUCCAGAAGGGACCAUCUCCUCUCAUUCUGGAGUCUCUCAUCAGCAUCAAUAACAAGCUGCAGCAGCCAGAGGCAGCUUCUGGGGUUCUGGAGUAUGCAAUGAAGCACUUUGGCGAACUGGAGAUCCAGGCGACAUGGUACGAGAAGCUGCAUGAAUGGGAAGAUGCCUUGGUGGCCUACGAUAAGAAGAUAGACAUGAAUAAAGAGGAUCCAGAGCUCAUCCUGGGUCGGAUGCGCUGUUUGGAAGCGCUGGGUGAAUGGGGUCAGCUACAUCAGCAGUGCUGUGAGGAGUGGACUCUGGUCAGUGAGGAGACUCAGGCCAAGAUGGCACGCAUGGCUGCAGCUGCAGCCUGGGGUCUAGGCCAUUGGGACAGCAUGGAGGAGUACACGUGCAUGAUUCCCAGAGACACACAUGACGGAGCCUUUUACAGGGCGGUGCUGGCACUGCACCAGGACCUCUUCUCAUUGGCACAACAGUGUAUUGACAAGGCCAGGGAUCUGUUGGAUGCAGAAUUGACAGCCAUGGCUGGAGAAAGCUACAGUCGGGCCUAUGGGGCCAUGGUAUCAUGUCAGAUGUUGUCUGAACUGGAGGAAGUGAUCCAGUAUAAACUGGUUCCUGAGAGAAGAGACAUAAUCCGUGAGACGUGGUGGGAGAGACUGCAGGGCUGUCAGAGAAUCGUGGAGGACUGGCAGAGGAUCCUCAUGGUUCGGUCUUUGGUCAUCAACCCUCACGAAGACAUGCGCACCUGGCUAAAGUACGCCAGCCUGUGUGGGAAGAGCGGCCGUCUGGCCCUGGCUCACAAGACCCUGGUGCUGCUGCUGGGAGUGGACCCUUCCAAACAACUGGACCACCCCUUACCCACCGCCCACCCCCACGUCACCUACGCCUACAUGAAGUAUAUGUGGAAGAGUACCCGCAAGAUCGACGCCUUCCAGCACAUGCAGCACUUUGUGCAGGUCAUGCAGCAGCAGGCCCAGCACGCCAUUGCCGCCGAGGACCAGCAACACAAACAGGAACUCCACAAACUCAUGGCCAGAUGUUUUCUGAAGUUGGGUGAGUGGCAGUUGAGUCUCCAGGGGAUUAAUGAGAGCACCAUUCCCAAAGUGCUGCAGUAUUACAGUCACUCCACUGAACAUGACCGCAACUGGUACAAGGCCUGGCAUGCGUGGGCAGUGAUGAACUUUGAGGCUGUGCUGCACUAUAAGCACCAGAACCAAGGCCGAGACGAGAAGAAGAAACUGCGUCACGCCAGCGGAGCCAGUGGCAACAGUGAGGCCAGUAACAGCGACAGUGAGGCCGACAGUACAGAUCACAGCCCUGUGCCUUCACCCGGACAAAAGAAAGUCAACGAGGACCUGUCUAAAACUCUGCUGUUGUACACUGUUCCUGCGGUCCAGGGAUUCUUCAGGUCUAUCUCACUGUCACGGGGAAACAACCUGCAGGACACACUGAGAGUGCUUACACUGUGGUUUGACUACGGCCACUGGCCUGAGGUCAAUGAGGCACUGGUGGAGGGCAUCAAAACUAUACAGAUAGACACCUGGCUACAGGUAAUUCCCCAGCUGAUAGCCCGAAUUGAUACUCCCCGUGCUUUGGUUGGACGCCUCAUUCAUCAGCUCCUUACCGAUAUUGGCCGAUACCACCCUCAGGCUCUGAUUUACCCACUGACUGUGGCAUCCAAGUCCACAACCACCGCUCGCCACAACGCAGCCAACAAGAUCCUGAAGAACAUGUGUGAACACUGCAACACACUGGUCCAGCAGGCCAUCAUGGUGAGUGAGGAGCUGAUCCGCGUGGCUAUCCUGUGGCAUGAGAUGUGGCAUGAGGGACUGGAGGAGGCGUCACGACUGUAUUUUGGAGAGCGGAACGUAAAGGGCAUGUUUGCCGUGCUGGAGCCUCUUCAUGCCAUGAUGGAGAGAGGCCCUCAGACGCUGAAAGAAACCUCCUUCAACCAGGCGUAUGGUCGUGAUCUGAUGGAGGCACAGGACUGGUGCAGGAAAUACAUGCGCUCUGGUAAUGUGAAAGACCUGACACAGGCCUGGGACCUCUAUUACCACGUCUUCAGGAGGAUCUCCAAACAACUGCCACAGCUCACCUCGCUGGAACUCCAGUAUGUCUCUCCCAAGCUCCUGAUGUGUCGUGACCUGGAGCUGGCCGUGCCGGGCACGUAUGAUCCCAACCAGCCAAUCAUACGCAUCCAGUCCAUCGCCCCCUCUCUGCAGGUCAUCACCUCCAAACAGCGCCCACGCAAGCUCACCAUUAUGGGCAGUAAUGGGCAUGAGUUUAUGUUCCUGCUGAAGGGCCAUGAGGACCUGCGGCAGGACGAGAGGGUGAUGCAACUCUUUGGUCUGGUCAACACUCUGCUCGCCAAUGACCCAGCCUCUCUACGCAAGAACCUCAGCAUUCAGCGAUACGCUGUGAUUCCACUGUCCACAAACUCUGGUCUGAUUGGCUGGGUGCCUCACUGUGACACGUUGCACGCCCUGAUCAGAGAUUACCGGGAGAAGAAAAAGAUCCUGCUCAACAUCGAGCAUCGAAUCAUGCUGCGGAUGGCCCCAGACUACGACCACCUGACCCUGAUGGAGAAGGUGGAGGUGUUUGAGCAUGCAGUCAAUAACACGGCGGGAGACGACCUGGCCAAGCUGCUUUGGCUCAAGAGUCCAAGUUCAGAGGUGUGGUUUGACAGGAGAACCAACUACACUCGCUCGUUAGCCGUCAUGUCCAUGGUGGGCUAUAUCCUGGGCCUGGGAGACAGACACCCGUCUAAUCUGAUGUUGGACAGACUCAGUGGGAAGAUCCUCCACAUUGACUUUGGUGACUGUUUUGAGGUUGCCAUGACCAGAGAGAAAUUCCCUGAGAAAAUUCCUUUCCGACUGACCCGGAUGCUGACUAAUGCCAUGGAGGUCACUGGUCUGGAUGGGAACUACAGGAUUACGUGUCACACAGUGAUGGAGGUGCUGCGAGAGCACAGGGACAGCGUGAUGGCUGUCUUAGAGGCCUUCGUCUAUGAUCCUUUACUCAACUGGAGGCUAAUGGACACUAACACAAAGGGUAAUAAACGCUCCAGGACUAGGACGGACUCAUACACAGCCGGACAGUCGGUCGAGGCCAUGGAUGGCAUUGACCUGGGAGAGACCACACACAAGAAAGCAGGAACCACUGUACCUGAGUCCAUUCACUCCUUCAUUGGAGAUGGUCUUGUCCAGCCUGAGGCCUUGAACAAGAAAGCAAUCCAGAUUAUCAACAGGGUACGAGACAAACUGACCGGCCGUGACUUCUCUCAUGAUGAGACCCUUGACGUACCGACCCAGGUGGAGCUCCUGAUCAAACAGGCGACGUCUCAUGAGAACCUGUGCCAAUGCUACAUCGGAUGGUGUCCGUUUUGGUAGUGUGGAUCUGCAGAUCUCCUGCUUCGGUGUCUGCUGUUUGCUAAUGUAUUCUGCCUAUGCCAUGUUUGUUAAAAGUCUGCUACAUAGACUAAGGGGUAAAAUAUGUUACAUUAAGACAACAUUUUUACCUGUGUCUGACUUUUAUUAUAAUUAAUAUGUCACAACUGAAGGUUCUUUGAUGCACAAAAUAAGUUAUGAUUCAUAAUGGUGUUAAUCUGGAAUAUUGUAUGA